Molecule: messenger RNA, 2738 nt
Organism: Oryzias melastigma (Indian medaka)
Lineage: Eukaryota; Metazoa; Chordata; Actinopteri; Beloniformes; Adrianichthyidae
Product: calcium-binding mitochondrial carrier protein SCaMC-1
Exons: 10
Coding region: 487-1914 (475 amino acids)
Biological process (GO): transmembrane transport
Cellular component (GO): mitochondrial inner membrane
Molecular function (GO): ATP transmembrane transporter activity; calcium ion binding
Source: RefSeq, a predicted model, not a curated record
UGGGAUUUUAAUAACUAUUUAUAGUUACACUCCAGUUUUUGCCAACAAUAGCUCCUUCUACAGCAUCUGCUACUUCCUCCGUGACUCGCUGAUCUUCCAGCAACUGUGGCCAAUAUUGAUUCUAUUCUUGAUAAGGAAUGCAGGUAUGGAUUGUGGGUUUUGUGGAUGGGUGUGUCUCUGUGAUGAUUGUAAAAAAGUAGGAGGUCCUCUCAUACUGAACACUGCCUCCACCCUUCUUCUUCUCCGCAUUUCCUGCCUUCUCCUUCCACAUUUAUUAUCUCCAGUAACUUUUUCCCCAAAAAAUCUUCUCUCAUCCACCGACUAACAAAGAUCCUCUACGACACUUUGACUUAUUAGCUCCAUUGAACCUACAAACCACAGAAACGCAGUUGUUUGCACGGCUACUUUUUUUUUUUUUUUUUUUUUUAGUCGCGUCUGCGCAAACUCCGUAGGGUUUAGACUAGAGUUCUUAUUACCGGUAGGAUCAUGUACACAGUCGUGAAGAAGCUGCUGUUCACGGACUGUCGCUGCGCCGGAGAUGCGACGAAAACAUACGAGGAGCUGUUCGCCAAGCUGGACACCAACCGGGACGGGAAGGUGGAUGUGGCGGAGCUGAGGGCAGGCCUGGCCGCGAUGGGCAUCAGGACGGAGAAUCAAGCAGCCCAGAAAAUCAUCUCUGCUGGGGACAAAAACAAAGACGAGUUCCUCGACUUCGGCGAGUUUUCAAAGUACCUGAAGGACCACGAGAAAAAGAUACAGCUGGUCUUCAAAAGCUUGGACAAAAACAAUGAUGGUACAAUAAACAUAUCAGAGAUUAAGCAAUCGCUGGCCGAUCUUGGACUGACCAUCAGCACGGAGGAAGCAAAGACGAUCCUUAAGACCAUCGAUGCGGACGGCACCAUGUCUGUGGACUGGAAUGAAUGGAGGGAGCACUUCCUGUUUAACCCGGUCAACAACCUGCAGGAGAUAGUCCGCUACUGGAAGCACUCCACGGUUCUGGACAUUGGUGACAGCCUUUCCAUCCCAGAUGAGUUCACAGAAGAGGAGAAAACCACCGGUAUGUGGUGGAAGCAGCUGAUGGCGGGCGCCGCCGCAGGCGCCGUGUCCCGCACAGGGACCGCUCCUCUGGACAGAAUGAAAGUCUUCAUGCAGGUCCAUGCCUCAAACAGCAAUAAAAUUAGCCUGGUGAGCGGUUUUAAGCAAAUGUUGAAGGAAGGAGGCGUGACGUCCUUGUGGAGAGGAAACGGCAUUAACGUCUUAAAGAUCGCCCCAGAGACGGCCAUUAAAUUCAUGGCUUAUGAGCAGUAUAAGAAGCUGCUGUCCAGCGACUCGGGGAAAGUCAAGACGCACGAGAGAUUCAUAGCAGGAUCACUGGCUGGAGCCUCGGCACAAACCGCCAUCUACCCCAUGGAGGUGAUGAAAACCCGGCUGACACUGAGGAAAACUGGACAAUAUUCAGGAAUGUUCGACUGUGCCAAGAAAAUCCUGAAAAAAGAGGGAGUGAAGGCGUUCUACAAAGGCUACAUUCCCAAUAUUCUGGGCAUCAUCCCUUACGCUGGGAUAGAUCUGGCGGUGUAUGAGAGCUUGAAGAACCUCUGGUUGUCCAAUUAUGCCAAAGACACAGCAAACCCAGGUGUUCUGGUGCUGUUGGGGUGUGGUACCAUGUCCAGCACCUGUGGUCAGCUGGCCAGCUACCCCCUGGCUCUUAUCCGAACCCGCAUGCAGGCAGCAGCGUCUCUCGAGGGCUCAGAGCAGCUGCCGAUGGGCUCCAUGGUGAAACAGAUCCUGGCCAAGGACGGCUUCUUUGGACUGUAUCGAGGCAUCCUGCCCAAUUUCAUGAAGGUCAUUCCAGCGGUCAGCAUCAGCUACGUGGUGUAUGAGUACAUGCGGUCUGGCCUGGGAAUCCAGAAGUAGACAGCAAACCUGUCUCCUUCUAAUCGCAGAUAGCCAAAUCCCCCUCUUGUAUCUGGCGUUUAAAGAAAUAGUCGACCUGGUGCUCAUCAAAGUGUACAUGCAAACGGCUGCAGAUGGAGCCGCUGUGGAGAUUUUAACAUCUCUUCAGCUAAAAUUGGGAAGAGGUUUCAAAAACGAAAGCAGGAGUGGCAAAAGUGUCACUACAGUGCUUCUGAAUGCAUGUUUUCAAUCAGCUUGUGUUUACAAUAUGAUGACAGCUUUAAGUGCACUGACACACUUUGUGUUAACUGUUUUUUCAGUGUCAGAAAUCUUUAAAGUGGGAAGUUUCUGUGGGGUUUAAGUUUUUUUUUGGUUAAUUUUUUUUUUCUCAGAAUCCAGUGACAGACAUCUGUCACAUUUACUUCUAAUCCAAAGCAAAAAAAGAAAAUGCACCUUGUUGGACCAGUUUUCUUCCUGUUUGGAAGCCAGUAAUCACUAGCAAAGCAGUCACUUUUAUUUUAUAAUACUAGCACCCUCUAUGCAAGAUGUCCUGCGUCCACUGGGAGGCGUAAAAUGGAGAAAUCUGAGACAGCGUUGAAGUGCAAUACUGUAUUUUUCAUAUUGUGUAAAAGAACACUUCGGUUGCAGAAAGACUUCACCAUAGUCUUUGAGUUAUUAGCAAACCUCUAAACUGAGCCUGUUUGGGGGAAAGAAACGUGCCUUACGUGCCGCUCUCAGACAUCUCUGGACUGCUCCAUCCAUCUUUUUCUUUUGCCUUUUUUUUCCAAUAUAUGAAUUAUAGAAUCAAUUGUUUACAUAAAUAAAACCUCUUAUAUUGAACUGAA